This is a messenger RNA of Orcinus orca (killer whale), 3677 nucleotides long. RefSeq names its product gap junction protein beta 7 (gene GJB7). Gene Ontology annotation, biological process: cell communication. The coding region runs from base 211 to 1017 and encodes 268 amino acids. Gene Ontology annotation, cellular component: connexin complex. Lineage: Eukaryota; Metazoa; Chordata; Mammalia; Artiodactyla; Delphinidae. The transcript has a single exon. The record is from RefSeq and is a predicted model, not a curated record.
CAUCUCCUUGUAUGAAAGCAAGCAUAUCCUAUGGGAUUCUUAGAGAGCCCUGAACAUCCAGGGUUGUAAUAAUGCAAAAAGUCAAGUUCAUCUUCCAUAAUUCCAUAAUCUACAAGUAAGACAGUAGAAAUGAUCAAUGGAAUAGAAGUAAAUGAAUCAUGAUGAAACUGUUUUCUUUUGCAGAAUAUUGCCUUCUUUGGAAUCUAAGUCAUGAGUUGGACGUUCCUCAGAGACCUCCUGAGUGGAGCAAAUAAAUACUCCACUGGGAUCGGGCGGAUCUGGCUGGCGGUCACGUUCAUCUUCCGUUUGCUGGUCUACAUGGUGGCGGCAGAGCAUGUAUGGAAAGAUGAGCAGAAAGAGUUUGAGUGCAACGUUAGACAGCCUGGUUGUGAAAAUGUGUGUUUUGACUACUUCUUCCCCAUCUCCCAGGUCAGACUUUGGGCCUUACAACUGAUCGUGGUCUCCACGCCUUCACUUCUGGUGGUUCUACAUGUAGCCUAUCGUGAGGGUAGAGAGAAAAGGCACAGGAAGAAACUCUAUGUCAGCCCAGGCACCAUGGAUGGGGGCCUGUGGUACACUUACCUUAUCAGCCUCAUUGUUAAAACUGGUUUUGAAAUUGGCUUCCUGGUUUUAUUUUACAAGCUCUAUGGUGGCUUUAGUGUUCCCUAUUUUAUGAAGUGUGAUUUGAAGCCUUGUCCCAACACUGUGGACUGCUUCGUCUCCAAACCCACGGAGAAAACCAUCUUCAUCCUCUUCUUGGUCAUUACCUCAUGCCUGUGCGUUGUGUUGAAUUUCACUGAACUGAGUUUUUUGGUCCUCAAGUGUUUUGUUAAGUGCUGUCUCCAAAAAUACUCUAAAAAACUCAAGUCCUCAGUGUGCGAGUGCCACAACCUCAGAUAUGUUAAAUAUGGUGAGAUGGGGGCCCCUCCCUUGCUCCAGAAGCACCAUUUAGACUCAGCCAUGAGCACAGCCCAGGGAGGGGAAACAAAGCUACUCUGUGGCACACAAGAGGCUUAAAGCAAACCCGCAUCCCUCUGAAGUAGACACAGGCUUCCUUGGAAAACGAAGGGUGUCAGCCUUAACGUCACUUGGGAGGAAUUUUUUAAUUUUUCAAUAUGUGCUAGACAGAGGUCUCAUUGUUUGGUGGUAGCGUUCAUCCCCAUGAACCCUACAUGAGUUGUGUUUGAAUGGUUAAUUGCAACUUAGUCUGAAGAAAGCCAACUAACAGCAUUCUUCUAAGUGCUUAGAUCUAUCAACUGGAAAAUAUAAAAAGUGACACUUCUUUCUAAUGUGAUGGCCUCCAAACAACAAUUGAGGCACUGGCAAUCGUUCCAAGUGGCAGCCAACGCUCCACUCACUCAGCCCUACUCAAACUUUGUAGAGAAAGCCUGUGAUGAGGGUGGGGUAGCAGCUAACCAGGGGCACACAGAAGCACAUUCAGUGAGGGGGUUCAGCCUGGGGAAAAUUCCACAGAGCCCAGGACGCUUUGCAGUUUAGGUGUCCCUGGAUAUAAGUGGACUAGGGGAAAGGAAAGAAAGCCAUCAUUUACUGGCCUCCAGCUUAAAUACAAAUGUUACUGGGAGAUAAUUCCACUUAAGCCUGAACUAGCAGACAUUUGCAAGGGUCGUUCUAGAGUCAUGAGGGAAGGCAGGUCCCACAGAGAGAAGCACAUUGGUAGGGAGCAAGGGGAAGACCCAGAUAAAGAAUAUGCCUACCUGAUAGUUACUGAACACUUAUCUUUAACCACAGAACAAUGAAAUACUUUGUAAAUUUCCAUACGUUGGACCUUUAUACAAUCAGGAAUUCACAAUGUACUAUACAAUAUGUCAUAGUUUGCCUACGAUUUGCUAGUACAUCUCCUUCUAGAAUAGAUAGUAAAAUGUGUACUAUGCUGUUACAUUGGUUCAAAAAAUGUAAAAAGAAGAAAAAGAUAUGUUUAUUAUCACUUGAUUUGAAAACUAUGGCUUUCUUUUACUUUCCUAUUUUAAAAAAAAUCACAGAUAUAUUCUCCUGGGAUUUAAUACUCUAACAUAUGUGCAUUUCUCCAGAAUAAAAAUGAAGUGUUUUUGCGGUGUGACUUGACUGUCAUCGAUAUCAUUACUUGGCUGCCCUGGGCAUGAUUGUUUUGUGAAAUAAAACUUGUUCUGACAAUUUUAGAAUAGGAUUUGCAACCCUGCCUGGUAAAGAUAGCUCAGAAAUCAUUCUUCUCCGCUGGGAUUUUUUAAACAAAAUGUAAGUUCAUAAAAAAUGUAAUUUUAACUAAAAUUAUGUCAUGUCUUCCACAGCCUGCCCUCUUUAACAUAAAAUGUCUCACUACAGUUCAUGCAUAACAAAGGUUAUUUGUGUCAUUAUGUAGCCUCCAGACCAUGCCGCCAACAGUGGCCAUAAUCUGUUUUAAAGACUGUCUGGACAGCAGAGAGGAUGUGAACUUUGUGGUCCCCCUCCUCCAGUUUACACCACAUGUCACUGCUGGACUCAGGUACUUGUAUCCAUUGUACUUGACCUUGUGACAUGAAAACAUGUUUGUGUUUUCACAAAAGCUAGCCUUCACAAAUUCAGGUAACCAGGAAGGACUUAAAGGAACGUAUAUUUUUUUCUACAAUAAUAGGUGGUUAGAGAGGUUUAAGGUUUUGGAGGCCCUGAUCAUGGCAUGGAAUCUAGAACAUAGGGUUUUAGUGCACAGAACUGGAAUGGACAUCAGGGAAUUUUUCAGUCUGAGGAUGAAUUUGCUGCCGAAACGCCUUUGGGGACCUCAGCCUCUUCACCUCAGUUAUGACAACAAGCUCUGCUCAAGCUAAGAGGAUUGGAUGCAUAUGUACGUUCUUGCCUUUCCACUUUGCGUACAGAGGAGACUUAAAGGUAAUGGAGGUAAAGGCCAUGCAUGAAGUUGUUUAGAUAGGAAGGGGAAUAAUUUUUUUCUUUUUAAAGCUUAAUUAAUUUACAAAAUGAGUUUCCUAUAUGAACAUUCUGGAGGCUGUCUUGGUGUCAGUGAAGACCCAAAGCAUUUGAUUGAGGGAAACUGGCAGUUAAAUUUUGCCAUCUUUAUUCUUUCUCUUCUCAAUAAAUAUUUAUGGAGUAAUGAUUAAUAGAAGCAAGACACUGUGUUGUGGAUCUUUAGAUAUAAUUCCCACCUCCAGAAAAUUUCCACUUCCAUUAAGGAGCAUGGAGGUGAAGAUGGGGUUGGGUAUCUCACACCUGUAUCCUGUAUUUACAUCACCUCACUUGACCCCCAUACAAGCUUCUGGUGCUCAGACAGUAACCUUAGAGAUGAAGAAAGUGAGACCCGCAAAGGCAGUUACUUCUUUCAGGGACACACAGCUAGUAAAAGCAGAGUUAACAAUCACCAUAGGUCUGCCUUAAACUACCUGCUCACCACAUCAGGCUUCCCAGAUCACUAAACAGAUGUCUUUCGAAUUUCAUUCAAGCCAUUCCUGACUUGCAAAUAUUUUGUUUCCCUUGCCCUCUUCCCCAGAAUCUUUCUGGUUACAACUUUGCCCCUGGCCACAGGGUUUCCUCUAAUUGGAGCUGGAGGGAAUUUUUUUUUCAAGUAUUGGAUAGAAGAAUGCCAAGCAUGCAAGUGGCUAUGGUUCCAGUCUUCCCAAGGAAAUUAAGCCAACUUUCUUCAGAGAGACAAACUGCAAAGACUGGAGGGGAGGGGAAAAAAGGCAAAGAUCUGA